Molecule: messenger RNA, 1515 nt
Organism: Arabis nemorensis
Lineage: Eukaryota; Viridiplantae; Streptophyta; Magnoliopsida; Brassicales; Brassicaceae
Source: the annotation of a GenBank genome assembly
AUGCUUUUUACCUCCGCCGCCUCUCCUUUGUUGUUGCCGAUUCUUGAAGGAGGCUGCUCUUUGAAUAGGAAAAAGAGUGGAUCUGCGGGGUCCCAAAUGAAUUGGCUUCCUCAUAUCCUCCUUUCGAGCCGAUCUAAGUCACACUUCCGUCACAGGAUGGGUCAAUACAGUUACACUCAACCGUCAAGUAGUUCCAUAAGGAGUGAGAGUUCAACUGCUCGGCAUCGAGCAGGUAGAACCUUUUGUUUUCCCAACAGUUGUUACUGCGGUUUAGUGCCAGUUAUCAAAACAUCCACUACGGCCGAGAAUUCGGGUCGGAGAUUCUUUGGUUGUCAUAACCAUGCGGAUGGUUUGUACCAUAUAUUCAAGUGGUGGAAUGAGGCUAUAAUGGACGAGUUUGAAGAGAUGAAGCUGGUGGUCGAACAACAAGCUGAUUUAAUUAGUUACUUCAAAAGUAACGAGAGCCAAGUGUUACAUGAUUGUGUUGAUAAACCAACGAUCCGGUAUUGCCUUCAGAAAACAGACACAGAGCUAGCGCAACUGAAGGAGAUGAUUAUUGAGAAUCGUUACAGAAGCGUCGAGGUGAAGAAUGCGAUGGUAGCGUGUCUAAUCAUCUUAUUCGGUGACCCUCUAAUUUUGUUACCGAUUGUCGGCAUCUUCUCCUUUUCGCCGCCGAGGCUUCACCGUCGUUUGAAGGAGAAAGGUAAUCUCUCUUCUCUUCCUCCCAUGGUUUCACCAUCGUCUGGAAACCACUUGGUUCACUUCGAUUUCAACUUUGAUAUCUCUCAAAGAUUUUGGUUGUUGAUGAUAAUGUCUGAUAUGGAAUUUCCGUUGAGGCUUUAUACGAAAGGCCAAGAACCUCCUCCGGCUAAAAGCAUAGGUUAUUAUGCAGGUGAUAAAAAUCUGUUUGAAACUCUAGUUCAAGAUGGUGUACUACAACCAGAUGAAUUGAAUGAGCUUUAUUACUCGAAACUGGGUGUGUUCCUUCAAGCGAAUCUGGAAACUCCGGAAGUGGAGGUUACCGAUGAGAUGAAAGCAUUCUGGGAGCUUCUAGGAGUGUAUUUGGAGAUGGGUCAAUGUAUUAAUGAUUUAGUUGCAGCUUGUGGUGCAUGCCAAUCAUGGCCUCGGGUCGAUCACAUGAGGUUAGGAUAUCUUUGCAUCUAUGCUGGUUACAUUGAAGAUGAUUUUGUGAACUACCCGUGGGGACGAGUGGCUUUCAAGAACUUGUUACAGUCUGUUAAGGAUAAAGAUUUGACGAAGUCGUCUUAUGUGAUUGAGGGAUUUGUACAAGUUCUCCAAGUUUGGGUGUAUUGGGCUCUACCGAAUUUUGCAAAAGAAUUUGGUGACCCUACCAGUGUAAAGAGCUUUGUUAUGAAGAAUACUAUGGUAGAGAUGCUCCCUUUCUGGGAUGCAAAGGUUGAUAACAUUCUCAAGGUAGCAUUUGAUAAAGGCUGGAACUGGAAAAAUAGUCACUGGCCAGGUGUUGGUGUUAAGUUCUACAAGUGUAUCAAAUAA